Messenger RNA from Stylonychia lemnae, 1392 nucleotides. The record is from the annotation of a GenBank genome assembly. NCBI's taxonomy places the organism in Eukaryota, Ciliophora, Spirotrichea, Sporadotrichida, Oxytrichidae.
AUGUAAAGCAAAAAAUAGAAAGUGCCAAACUCAGUAUUGUUUGACAUUCUCACUUAUUUAGACUACAAAGAUUUGUUCUGUAAAGGAAUGAAUACACUUUGCAAGUCAAUUUCUUACAGCGAGUACUUUACAGAAUACAUUUAUAGUACCAUGGUUAUGAGAAAACUAGGUAUCAUUGAGGAUAUUUAGUUUGAGAUAGACUACUACAGAAGUGUUAUGGAUAUCAAAGAGCAAAUAUCUAUUGACCAAGUCUAGUUAAACUAUAGAAGGAGAGAGAAGCAAGUUUAUCUUGAUUACUUUAGAAAUUACCCUAGGAAAAAGUCUAAAAUAUAAUACUUGUUUGGCUAUCAAUCAAUUGGAGGUUUAGAGGAAUAAAGUUUUGAACAUCCUGAAGAUAGGAUUGGUGGCAUCAUUCAUUUAUUUGUUGACAGUGAUGAGGUUUAUUGUUCAUCAGAUAAAUGUGAUCCCUGUAUUACCUCAGGAAUCUUUUUUGAAGAGCCUAAAGUCGAUUUUGAUGAGUGGGAGUAUUUUAUAUAAGUUUUUGACAGAAUAAACGAAAUCAGUAAAGCCAUUGGCUAUAAAGUAUUAGAUUAAAAUGAUAAUGAAAACUAAGAAUAACAUAAUCAGAGAUUAUUAAACAUGGCUAGAAGAUGCAAUUUCAUAGAUUUUAGACUCAAGCGUAGACUUAUCGAUGGAAUUAAGGAGAACAUAAUAACUAAUUCUAGAUUUGCUCUUCCUCUUGCAGCCUUAAUUAGAGAGUUGAUUUUUAAAAGUACUAAAAACUUACCAACUAAAAAUGCUCAGGAACUAAUAUAAUUAGACAUCAAAUUUCACAAAAUACUUUCAGCAAAUUAACUGUACAGCUUCCAUCGAAUGUACAUUGUUAAUAAGGGUCCAUUCACCUGUCCUGCAAGAUCAUUUUUUGUAUUUACACACAACUAGGAUAACAUUGACUUGAAAAAUCACCCACUUGUACAAUAUCUAAAAGAUGUUAAAACUAAAGACCAGCUUAUCUAAAAAUUAGUAAACAGUAAGGCUGAUUAAGCAAUGAUAAAGACACUUCUACCCAAUCAUUUUGAAAUCACAGGUAGACAAUAUGAUUUGGUGGAAUUCGGACACAGCUUUUAUUAUGAUAAAUUCUAGGAGAAAUAAGCUGUUGAUUCAUUGAGAGAACUAGAUGAUUACAGAUUAAGACUUUGUGCCUUUGCUGAUUUGAAAGAAUGCCAGAAGUAAUGGAUACCAUUCAGCUAAUUCUUUUCUGGCAGAUAUGUAAGUGUGAUGUUCACAGAUAGAGUGAUUAACGAAGAUACAGAUGAAUAUCUCAACUAUGAUGUCUAGACUAUAUAUUUUGAUGGUUUAAUCAUACCAAGUCUAUUGAACUUUUAAUUGUGA